Pistacia vera is the source of this 1581-nucleotide messenger RNA. RefSeq names its product polynucleotide 5'-hydroxyl-kinase NOL9. The coding region runs from base 91 to 1230 and encodes 379 amino acids. Gene Ontology annotation, cellular component: nucleus. Lineage: Eukaryota; Viridiplantae; Streptophyta; Magnoliopsida; Sapindales; Anacardiaceae. The transcript has 9 exons. The record is from RefSeq and is a predicted model, not a curated record. Gene Ontology annotation, molecular function: polynucleotide 5'-hydroxyl-kinase activity. Gene Ontology annotation, biological process: cleavage in ITS2 between 5.8S rRNA and LSU-rRNA of tricistronic rRNA transcript (SSU-rRNA, 5.8S rRNA, LSU-rRNA).
AUGUUAGAACUUAAAACCCGCGAACAAUAGCACGCAUACUGGAAACACAACUCAAAAUAAAAGUAAAAUAAGGGCUUAGUUCAAGUAGCUAUGGCGGCUUAUUCAUCAGAAGCUGAAAAUCAAUCUCCAGCAAUUUACAUACCACACCAAUGGUCCGAGGCUGCGGACUCCAUAGCUUACGAUUCAAACACUUCGCCUCCUCCUAUUGCUUUGAUUUGCGGGGCCAAAAACUGUGGCAAUACCACCUUCUCUCGCUGUCUCGUUAACAUUCUUCUACAGAGAUAUAGAAGAGUUGCAUAUUUGGAUACUGAUGUUGGGCAGCCUGAGUUUACUGCUCCUGGUUUUUUAUCUCUCACUGUGGUUGAUAAGCUCACUCCUGAUUUGACAAUUCCAUGCCUGAAGACACCUGAGAGAUGCUUUUUCUUUGGUGAUGUUUCUUCAAAAAGGGAUCCAACAGCGUAUUUGAAAUGUAUCUUCACCUUGUAUGAUUACUAUCGGAAAGAGUAUUGCAUAUCUGACAAGAAUAAAAGUACUGGCAGGACUGAGUUGCCUCUUGUUGUGAAUACACCUGGUUGGGUGAAAGGUUUUGGUUAUGAUAUGUUGGUAGACAUGUUGAGGUAUAUUACCCCUAGCCAUGUAGUUAAGAUAAAAAUAUCUUUUGAGAGUAAGAAUCUUCCUGCUGGGGCAUUCUGGUUAGAUGGUGAUUCUGAUGGGGAUGUUAAUCUUAUGGAGAUCAGUUCAGCUCGCCAGGACUCUUACAAUAGAUCAGUGCUAAUACAAAAGGAUGCACGACUUUUGCGAGACUUGCGUAUAAUGGCUUAUUUCAGGCAAUGCUUUUCUAGUAACCAGAACAUUACUACAAUCAAAGAACUUGCACAUGCACUGGCUUCUCAUCCUCCUUAUGAAGUUCCUAUUUCAAGUAUCAAGAUUAGACAUCUCCAUUGCCAGGUACCCAGUACUGAAAUUUUCUACAGUUUGAAUGCAACCAUUGUUGGCUUGGCAACUAGCUCUGAGAUGUGUGAGAACUUACCUUGGUGUGUUGGUCUUGGGAUUGUUAGAGGAAUUGACACUUUGAAAGGCUUGCUUUAUGUUAUCACACCUGUUCCACCAAGCAUCCUGGAAAAGGUUGAUCUUUUUCUGCAGGGUUUCAUCCAAAUUCCUACUUGCUUGCUGCAGGUGCAGGGAUGCACAUCUCCUUACAUAUCUGUUAAUGUUUUACCUACAAGCUAGCUGAUAAUUAAUAUAGAGUUGUUGAUGCUCGAAUUUAUUUUUAUAUAGUCCACAUCAUAGGUGUUCAACUAAGUUGAAUCCCAGCUUGUAAAAGAUGGCAUUUUGGUUACAGUGUAGCAAUCAUAUUUAUGCUAAUGUAAAAAAUAUAUCAUAAACUGUCUCCUUUUGUCUCUAAAUAAUGCACCUAUGGAAAAUAUUUCUCUCAUCAUGUACAAAAUAUGUCACGAAGAACAUAUAGCCAUACGAGUACUCAUGGAGAAAUGGUUCAACUAUGUGCCAAAAUGACAUGUUGCAGCGAAAUUUGAAUGCUGUUCAACUCUGGGUAUGCUGCGCUUGGGACUUGGACGUAAA